This is a messenger RNA of Hyla sarda, 2614 nucleotides long. RefSeq names its product EBNA1 binding protein 2 (gene EBNA1BP2). Gene Ontology annotation, biological process: rRNA processing; ribosomal large subunit biogenesis. Lineage: Eukaryota; Metazoa; Chordata; Amphibia; Anura; Hylidae. The coding region runs from base 148 to 1059 and encodes 303 amino acids. The record is from RefSeq and is a predicted model, not a curated record. Gene Ontology annotation, cellular component: nuclear periphery; nucleolus; preribosome, large subunit precursor. The transcript is spliced from 10 exons.
AUGACGGGAUGUGUAGUUCCGCUGUAGCGUUUCCCAGGGCGCCUGUAGGUCCAGCCGCAGGACUGAUGACGUAGGCGGAAGUGGGACGAUAGAGUACUUCCGGCAGGGUACACGUGUGGUGCUGUGGGACCGGGAUAAAUUGCCGCCAUGUUGGCCCACGAGGAGGACAGCGCCUCGGAGACGGACUCUGACUUUGAUCCUUCAGAACUGACAGAUAAAGAGCUGCAGGACGCCUUCGCUCAGGGGAAGCUUAAGCCUGGACUGAAUAUCGCACUGGAAGCGAAGAAGAAGGCGCCUAAUAAUGCGAAUGAACUGAAGCAAAGUCUGAAUGAUCUGAAGAAAGAUUUACCCUGGGUGGAGCGACUGGAUGUGACCACCGCCCCCGUACCCGACCCAACUCUGCAGAACGGGAGCGAGAGCACAGAUGUGGACGCAGAAGACGACUUCAAGAGGGAGAUGAGCUUUUAUCGCCAGGCACAGGCCGCGGUUCUUUUCGCUCUUCCUCGUCUUCAGCAACUUAAGAUCCUUACAAGACGUCCUGAUGAUUAUUUUGCAGAGAUGGCGAAAACUGAUCAACACAUGCAGAAGGUCCGAAAGAAACUUCAAGCCAAACAAAUGUCGAUGGAGAAAUCGGAAAAGGCCAAACAGCUGCGAUCUCUGAGGAAGUACGGGAAGAAGGUGCAAAUUGAAGUUUUACAGAAGAGACAGAAAGAGAAAUCCAACAUGAUGAAUCAGGUCAAAAAGUAUCAGAAAGGUCUUUCCGAUAAGUUGGAUUUUCUAGAGGGCGAUCAGCAGCAACAGAAAUCUGGUGGAGUAAACCCCAAGUCGAAGAAAGGACCGAACGCCAAGAGAAAAUACAAGGACCAGAAAUUCGGAUUCGGGGGUAGGAAAAAGGGGUCAAAGAUGAACACAAAGGAAAGCUUUAAUGACGUGUCCAGUUUCCGGGCAGGGGUGGCGCAUGGACGAGGCCCCCACAGGCCGGGGAAGAAGGGAGGAAAGAACGCGAAUAAGAGACCGGGUAAGAAGGUUCGGCAGAAGAUUAAGAAUAAAGGAAGAUAAGAGAUGGAUCUGCCGGAACGUAGGACGCAGACAUCCUGGUGACCUCUGUGCAGGACUGUACAUUGUCAGAGACUCUUCAUGAAUGGCGCAUUUAUUGCGCCCCCUGCAGCUAAUGUUAAUUUUUGUAUGGAUUGUUUUUAUGGUUUCAUUAAAUAAGUGAAACUACAAGCGGCUUCAGCUCUUUAAAGGAGGAUUCUGGUAUCAGAAAAUUGUAUUUAUAUCCAUCACCCCCAAUCACUUACUGGGGGAGAUUUAUGAAAACCCAUCCAGAGGAAAAGUUGCCCAUAGCAACCAAUCAGAUCACUUCUUUCAUUUCUGAAAAAUGAAAGAAACUAUAUGGUUGCUAUGGGCAAUUCAGCAACUUUUCCUAUUGACAGGUUUUCAUAAAUCUCUCCCCAUUGUCCUGGCUUCAGCAUAAUUUUGCUUGAAAUAUCCCUGACAGGAAGUUGUGUAGUCCUCUCAUUGUCAGUGUGGGGUUGUCUCAUCAGAUCCCAAACUCCUCCCUCUCUCCUGAGAUGACGCACUAUACUUCUGCUGUCUCAGGAGGCAUGGAUUGAUCUGGUCUCUGAACUCCGAUCCCAAUACCCCCCCCCCCCAGUCUGAUGUAAACGCCCCUGACCGCCCCUACAUCAUCAUCUCCCUGUCAUAUACAUAUAUAUCUUUUUUUUCACACUUAGGGAAGAAUGAGGUAUGGUUACAGCAUGCUGCCUUGUGCUGAACAAUGCCACAGGCAAAGUAGCAGACAGGAUGUGAAUACAGCAGGUGCUUCAAACUAACCUAUUGUGCGAUAGUCUGCUGUAAAAUUAGAUGUUUUGCAGCUGCUCUGGGCAGGGAACUGGCAGGCAGAGGACUGUGAUAUAGAGCUAUGUGACAGCAGUGCAAUCUGGGAAUUGUGGCAACUGCUUAUAGGGCAGAAAGGUAAGUAAUGAAUAUACAGAAUAUUUGUAUUUUCUGACUGAGUAGCCUUUUAAUGCUGGUGACUGUAUUUUGGAGAUGUCAUCAAUUCGUCAGUACUGACGGUGCCUUUACAUAAUGUUCAUUGCAAAAUGUGAAUAAAAAAAAUAAAUAAAUCAGUCUUCCUGGACCUGUUACUUUCCAGCUGUUGCAAAACUAUAACUCCCAGCAUGCUUGAAGUUGUAGUUUGGAGAUCACUAAUUUAUGGCAAAUAGGAAACUGAUGCAAAUGUCGUCCGUUCUACAAAAACAUAAUGCAGAACGGAAGGGAACAGUAAAGACUGGGCGAACAGAGCCUCAUGUGAAGGAGGGAGACUUUUCGGCUGGGGCCGCCCAUGUGAUCAUGCAGUCAGCGCUUUGUACUUUGUCUGUAAAGGCGGAGUUGUGCAGUUACCCAGAGCAACCAAUCAGGUUGCUUUCAUUUUUAAAGAGCCCUGCCAAAAACAAAAGCAAUCUGGUUGCUAUGGGCAACUGCACCACUCUUCCUCCACACAGGUUUUGAUAGAUCUCCCCCACAGUGUGCACGCUGCGGGGGUUGGCCACACACCCUCAUGAUGUCAGGACACGCCCCCUUCAAUGCACGUCUAUUGGGAGGGGGCGUG